CUGAGGGAGACAGCAGAAAGCAAGAGUCUGAAUAACUUUCACACAUUAAAGCUGCUUACGGAUCUUUUGGGGACCUUCAACUCUCUGGUUAAUUUGUGGAAUACUUUUCACAGAGGCCUGGACUGACUUAAAUCUUUUCCUGCUGAAAAGAAAAAUGGCACUCAGACAAGACUCAGAUAAAGAACCACUAAUCGAGCUCUUCAUAAAGGCGGGUCAUGACGGAGAGAAUGUGGGGAACUGUCCCUUCUGCCAGAGACUCUUCAUGGUUCUUUGGCUGAAAGGAGUGAAGUUCACAGUAACCACUGUUGACAUGAGGAAGAAGCCAGAAGAGCUAAAAGACUUAGCUCCAGGUACCAACCCUCCUUUCCUCCUGUACAAUGGCACGCUGAAGACUGACUUCAUUAAGAUCGAAGAGUUCCUGGAGACCACCCUCGCCCCUCCCCGCUAUCCUCAUCUCAGUCCCCGCUACAAAGAGUCUUUUGAUGUUGGCGCUGACAUUUUUGCCAAGUUCUCUGCGUUCAUCAAGAACAGCCCAAACAAUGCUUUCCACGAAAAAGCCUUAUUGAGGGAGUUUAAGCGCCUGGAUGACUAUCUGAACACUCCGCUUCAGGAUGAGCUGGAUCAAAACAUCAGCGAAUCCAAAAGAAAGUUCCUUGAUGGCAACCGCUUGACACUGGCAGACUGCAACUUGCUGCCAAAGCUGCACGUCAUCAAGGUUGCUGCCAAAAAGUACUGUAAUUUUGAGAUUCCAGCUCAGUUCACUGGAGUGUGGCGUUACCUGCAGAAUGCAUAUGAGAGACAAGAGUUCAGCCAGACCUGUCCAGCUGAUAUUGAAAUUGAGAAAACCUAUUUGAGUGUGGCAAAGAGGAACUGAGCUUCAGAUUAAUGAAGCAAUAUUGUGAUAAAAUGUUUAAAUAGUGUAAAUAAAACUAGAUAAAAGGUUUAUAGCCAUCAACAUAGUUGUAGUUCACAGGUAUAAAAAUCUAUUACAGUGAGGACAAAAAACAAACAAAAAAAAAAACACACCACACCACACACAGUUUACUUUCAUUGUGCCUUUGAUCUCAAAGCCCAUUAGAUUUACUAGAAUACUUCUGAGUGACUGCUACAGUCAACGAGGCUUUAUUCUGGUAGUUUUAGAGGUUAUAGGAUCCUUUGCAAAUGAUCUUGAGCACAACAGUCAACAGAGUAGUGCUUUUAACUGCAUAUCAUAUGUAAUUGUAAUUUUUUGUGCAUAUUUGUGUAUAUAUGUAUUUUACAAUAAUUAGGGCGUAUUCGGUUACGUAUAUAUGUAUACCUAAAAAGUCUAUGUGUUUUAAUCAUCUGUAAUGAGCUUAAAACACUGUGCAGACAAAAGUUUAGUCAAAUCAUGCGCAGUACUGAAGUCAGUGAGUCAUGCAGCCGUAAUGGUUGUUUUGUAUUAAGGGUUAUUGUGAUGGAUGUAUGAGUCUCACAGACACCAUUGUUAGACUUUAUGAUUGUUUAAGAAAGAGAUUAAACUGCUUUCUUUCAGAUUGUACUUAAAAAUAAAAUUAAUAUCAUAUAUAUCA
Molecule: messenger RNA, 1550 nt
Organism: Cyprinus carpio (common carp)
Lineage: Eukaryota; Metazoa; Chordata; Actinopteri; Cypriniformes; Cyprinidae
Product: CLIC family member 2
Biological process (GO): chloride transmembrane transport; negative regulation of ryanodine-sensitive calcium-release channel activity
Molecular function (GO): chloride channel activity
Source: RefSeq, a predicted model, not a curated record